Talaromyces amestolkiae is the source of this 747-nucleotide messenger RNA. RefSeq lists its product as uncharacterized. The transcript has a single exon. Gene Ontology annotation, molecular function: oxidoreductase activity. The record is from RefSeq and is a predicted model, not a curated record. Lineage: Eukaryota; Fungi; Ascomycota; Eurotiomycetes; Eurotiales; Trichocomaceae. Bases 1 to 747 code for a protein of 248 amino acids.
AUGUCUCCGGCACCACUCUCCGAGACUAUUGUCCUCAUCACGGGUGCAAAUCAAGGCCUCGGAUAUGAAUGCGUGAAGAAGCUUGCUCUAGAGCAGCCCAACUACCGAAUUAUUAUCGGCUCSCGKGAUUUAUCUAAAGGACAAGCCGCAGCUUCUAGUGUGACGAAGGUGGCCAAAAAUACGAGCAUUGAAGCUGUGCAACUAGACGUUACAUCUGACGAGUCAAUCAACGCCGCUGUCAGCUAUGUCGAAAAUAAGUACGAACGACUGGACGUUCUUUUUAAUAAUGCUGGAAUCAUGUUUGUGAACGAAUCUUCUCCACGUGUUGAGUUUCGCACAAUAUUAGAAACGAACACCAUUGGUGCGGCGUGUGUCACGGAGGCGUUCGUUCCCCUUCUGAGCAAAGCUGCUUGUCCGCGACUUCUUUUUAUGUCUUCCGGAAUGGGAUCAAUGACUCUGACAACGCUACCGUGUUCACCUUUCUACGGUUAUGAUUUCAAAGCCUAUUCUACUUCUAAGGCGGGAGUGAACAUGAUCGGCCUAAUGUAUGCUAAGCAGCUGAGAAAGUCUGGCUUCAAAGUGAACCUGGUUGAUCCAGGAUUCCGACAGACAAACCUCAAUGGAUUCCACAGCGAAGGUGGGGAUCCAGCUGCUGGAGCCACGGAAGCGUGCCGCCUGAUUGCCGACGCGUCUGUAGACGGACAACACGGAAGCUUUUCGGCCACCGAGGGACUUGUCCCAUGGUGA